Molecule: messenger RNA, 795 nt
Organism: Gongylonema pulchrum
Lineage: Eukaryota; Metazoa; Nematoda; Chromadorea; Rhabditida; Gongylonematidae
Source: the annotation of a GenBank genome assembly
AUGGGCACCGUUCGUUUCGCGAUUUUUAAGCCACAACACACGAGCAGCUUGUUUCACGAUUGUAUUUUGCAGACAAUUUUGCUGGAGAACGAUGUCAGUGCCUUCGAAAUGAAUCACAGUGGUGUGCUUACUUCACUCUGUACAUAUCUUACCAGUACCUCCUCAUUACAUCAGCCACCUCGUAAACUUCGUUUAAAACGUUUUGCUGCAGUUUUCAUGUCUCUACAUCCAGACAAUUUGAGACCAGCCGACGAAUCGGAAUGCUGGGCUGCAUUCGAAACUUUGGUCACAAAAUUGCUCGCUUCAGUGGCUCAGCAUGAACAUUUUCAGGUCAAAGUUACAGAUAUGGGCGGUAUUUUGACAGGUAGUACUGCAGGAUCGUUGCGUGGUGCCCAAGCGUUGCGUUUCUUCCAGACUCAUCAGAUUCGUGUAUGUGUUCGUUUUCUCAUAUUCCAUGAGGGGUCGUUGUCUGGAUCGACUGCCCAACCGAACCGCAUCGAAAUCCUCAUAAACGACGAAAGAGUGCCAGGGCACAUGUCAAUCCUUCAAGCACUGCGUCAAUACGGACAGGUUAAUUUGGGCGAUAAUCCUGACCAGUUGGCUGUUGCGACAGGACUGUGGGUGAAUACUCACACACUUUACUACAGGGCAGCUGCCCCAGUGCCGGCUGAUGCGUCUUUGUCAUUGCAAGAAUCAGCAGCAGCUGCAGCAGCUUCAGGCCACAAGGCGCCUGUCACUAAAAAUGAAAAGCGAGAAAAAAGAACCAAAAUUGACGAAAAGUUGUGGAUUGGUUAG